GUAGUGUUUUUUGCCUCACAGUCAGGUGUCCACAAAUGGUCAAUGAUUCUGUGAACUGUGUCAAGGUAGAGAAUCCUGUCAACUAAACGUGAAUUUCUUAUGAAAGUGGAACGAUCAAGCCGCCUGAUGGUUGGCAAAUUCGGCGCGGAUUAGUGCGAUCUUCACCCCCGCGUGCGUUCGAGCCCCUGCGCGUCCAGUCCGUCGCGAAAGUGAACGCACACGAGCCUUUCACAUCGCGCAGGUGACCAAAAUGUAAUAACACAGGCAACGAGACUCCUCCGCAAACAUGCAAAUCAGACCACUUUCAAAUGUUUGAUUCAUCUCUAUCCUUGGACCCUCGAAUUCGAACCAAGAGCCUCUCGAGGGCCGCCGAUUUCGGCAUGGCGGCGACCAAGCGGGCCUGGCAAUUGCAAAACUUCACGGCGCACGACGCGUAUGUGACCAGUUUGACGCUCGGGCGAAAGUCGACGGCGCUCCUCGCCACUGGCGGCGACGACAAAAAAAUCAACGUUUGGGCCAUCGGAAAACCGGAGUGCAUUUUGAGUUUGACUGGACUUUCGACUUCGCUGGAAUGCAUGCAAUUCGGAAUAACGGAGGAAACGAUUUGCGCGGGGUCGAAAGGCGGCGCGAUGAAGAUUUGGGACUUGGAGGCGGCCAAAGUGACGAGGACGCUCACCGGCCACAAGGCUGGCAUCAAAUGUCUCGAUCACCACCCGUACGGAGACUUCCUCGUCUCGGGCUCGUCUGACACGCACAUCAAAGUUUGGGAUAUUAGACGGAAAGGCUGUAUUUACACUUACAAAGGACAUGACAAAAAUGUCUCCUACUUGAAGUUCAGUCCUGACGGCCAGUGGGUUGCGUCGGCAGGCGAGGAUUCCGUCGUCAAGCUAUGGGAUAUUAGGACUGGCAAGUGCCUUGCGGUUUUCACUGAACACACGGCACCGGUGCUGACCGUUCAGUACCACCCCCACGAGUUCCUGCUGGCUUCGGGAAGUGCGGACAGAACGUCCAACUUCUGGGACCUCGAGCAUUUCUCGAUAGUCUCCACGUCCGACAAGGAUGCAGGCCCAAUUAGGAGUAUUUUGUUUUCCCCGAACGGCGAGUGCAUGUACGCCGCGUCUCAAGACUGUCUCCGCGUGCUGGGCUGGGAGCCGUCGCGGACGCUGGACAUUGUGCCGGUCGGCUGGGGCAAAGUGCAGGACAUGGUGAUCGCCCCCAACAACCACAUUCUGGCAGCCUCGUACUUCCAGUGCAACGUCUCCGUGCACAUGGUGGACCUGAACAGGCUCGCGCCGCUCAUCUCCGAGUCGCCGGACGCCGACGAGAAGCCCAUCGAGGCCGGCCCCUUCGUCAAGGGCUCGCCGACGCGGAAAAGUUUUAGCAAAGACAAAGUGCCGUUGAGGCUUAAAAUGGGCCUGAACGCGCCCAAGUCUCUCAUGGAGGAGUCGUCGUCCUCAUCGGGCUGUGGAGGAACCACGGACCAGGACGACUUUUCCGAGUUUGACGAGAAAGAUGCGUUCAAAGCAGCCAGAUCUUUGAUUCGCACUCCCCCGCCUGAACCUUUGCCAGAGCCUAAAGAAGACGAUGCGUCACUCUCGCCACAAAUAUUGCGGAAAUCGUUCUCGGCCGAGAGUGGAGGAGAAUCGCCCCCUGUAGUCACAAAACUUCCUCAACCCAAGUUUCAAAUCGGUUCGCCUGCGAGGAGAAAAAUGUCUGAAAAUGCAGUACUUAAUAAUAGAUUCCUGGAUACAAAUUUCGAAGUGCAAGUCGGCGGCAGGCUUCGGCACAGCCCUUCAGAGCCCACCCUGCACCAGCCCCCUCCCAGCAGCAAAGUGCCACCGUCCAUUCCGCCCUCGCAGCACAACAAGUCCAACAACCGGAGCCAACUUCCGCCCAAGGCGCGCGGCCACGACUUCUACAGCUCCACCAACGACUUGUCCCCGAGAAAGUCGCGCAACGAACCCACCCUGCGCAAGCCCCUGCUGCCCCUGGGCAAGAUCAAAACGGAGCGGUCGCCGCCGCCGCCGCUCCUGCCGCGCGGCUCCCCCCGAGACAAUGCCCGCAAAAUCCCGCGCAAGGCCAUGACUGUGCCCCAAUCGCCCGUCUCGGACACUUCCGACGACUCCUUCAGCAUGCUCAGUUUGUCCGAGAAGAAGCAUUCGUCGCUCGACUAUGUCCCGAUGCUGGCAGACAAACCAGCUGGCCUAGACAUGGGCGAUUUUCUUCCUACGGGUAGUUUUAGUCCGAGGUUUGGAGGCGGUCUUCAUCCGGAAAUGUCGGAGGCGGAAGGAAUUUCGAAUCUGCUGAGGGAGCACGACCAAAUGACCACCGUCUUGCGGUCCAGGUCGCAAAACCUGCAGAUCGUCUUCCAAACCUUAGCCAACAAAGACCUCAAGGCAGCUGUAGAUUGUGCAAUAGCCAUUCAAGAUCUUUCCCUGAUGGUCGAUCUCUUAAGUGUCAUCAGCUUAAGGCCACAACUCUGGAGUCUGGAUCUUUGUGCCCUAGUUUUGCCAACGAUCGGCACUUUGCUGCAGAGCAAAUACGAAACGUACAUGAACGCGGCGUGUUCGGCGCUGCGUCUGAUUCUGCGGAACUUUGGCUCGGUGAUCAAGAACAACUCGAGCGGCGGUUCGGCGAUCGGCGUGGACAUUUCGCGGGAGGAGCGGCGCGCCAAGAGCAAGAAGUGUCUGGACCACCUGGUGGCGAUCCACGCGCUGCUCCUCAAGAGGCAGACGCUGCAGGGCCCCCUCGGCAACACCUUCCGCGAGCUGCAGGCGCAAAUGGCCACCGCCCUCGACUUUUAAAAUUUAAUUUUCUACCGGCAAGACUUAUUAGCUUAAUUUUUGAGGCAACGACUUUUCCGAUCAACUUGCUUCGAGCAUUCCUAAAAAAACCACCAUUCCGAGAGGGAUGUGUUUUUUUUUUUAAAUUAAACUUUUUUCGUUUUAAAUUUUCGUCCUCCUUUAAUUUAUUUUUAAUUCUAAUACGAUUCCGAAAGAUUAACCAAAGCUGUAUUUUAAUCAAAGCUCUCUCACGUUUUUCAUUCCAAUCAAACUGAAAAUAAGCAAAUUCCUUAAACAAGGCAAUGGAUAUUAAUUUGGUGGUGUUUCCGAAAAAAAAAUUGAAUUAUUAGUUGGUAUUUUGUUUCCAUUACUUCCUAGCUAAAACAAAGAACUAAUAAUUCCAACUUGCCACUAAAUGAAGACUUGAGUUUUUGUGCGAAUUCGAGGAGAAAACUCCCGAGGAGUUGCAGCGCUUGGAUUCUUCUUGCUUUUGCAAAGAUUUGUAAUUCCACUUUGUAGUCUCUUGUUUUUUUAAUGUUAAGCGUUUAAUUUAUUUAAAAAUGGAACCAAAUAAUAAUUUUUAUUGUUAAUUCAGGUGAUAGUAGCUGAGUACAUAAAUAAUUGUUUUUAGUCUCCGAGGGCGUACUAAAAAUUUGAACUAAUUGUAAAACAAUUUAUAACUCAACAAAUUUAACCAAUGUUCCCUUAAUCAACAUGUCUCACAAAUAAUUUGUAAGAAAAAACCUGUGAUCUAACAAAAAAUCAUUUUUGCAUUGAGAACGUUUGUAAGAAAAUAAUUCAUCGAAAACUAAAAAUAAAUUUAAAAAAAGAGGCUUGGGAAAAGGUUCACAAAAGAAAUUAUGUCAGUUGAGCUGAAUUUUCCUUUUUAAAUUGGAACGCUUCCUGAGUCUCUGUCACUUUUCGUGUGAAACUGAAAAAAAACUCACAAAUUUCUCUCAUGUGUGCCGCAACUCAAGAUUUGAACUUCAAACAGCCCCAGUUGUUUUUCUGAUCCACUAAAAACAGAUCUCCGUCCAGUAAGUGGCUGCAUUGACUGUAGCUUAGCUUGUGGCCUUAAAACUCAGUAAAGUUUGAAAAUCACGUGAGGAAUUUAUUAAUAGUUUAAGUGAUUUGUUUUGCAAGAGUGUCUGACGAAUUGAAAAUUUAUUGGAUUUGGAAUACUAAAGCUAUGUUAAAGGAUGCAAUUGAAACAAAUCAAACUUCUUGAGAAUAAGCACACGUCGUCAAGUAAUAAAAUGUGGAAAAUAA
Neocloeon triangulifer is the source of this 4052-nucleotide messenger RNA. It is a transcript of the gene kat80, whose product is annotated as katanin p80 WD40 repeat-containing subunit B1. Gene Ontology annotation, cellular component: katanin complex. The coding region runs from base 309 to 2804 and encodes 831 amino acids. The transcript has 13 exons. Lineage: Eukaryota; Metazoa; Arthropoda; Insecta; Ephemeroptera; Baetidae. Gene Ontology annotation, molecular function: microtubule binding. Gene Ontology annotation, biological process: microtubule depolymerization; microtubule severing. The record is from RefSeq and is a predicted model, not a curated record.